UUUUAUUUCUCUUCUUAUGAGACAAUAGCUCCCUUUCUUAUAUUGCGCUGUGAUUUUCUGAUCUAGACAACAAUGGGUUUUGCAGCUAAGAGCUAUUGCUCACUUCUUUGCAUGCUGGUUCUUUUAACCACAACCUGUUACUCCCAGGAUAGUUAUACAUGCGCUAGAGCAACUUAUUACGGCAGCCCUGAUUGCUUCGAAACUCCAACUGGAGCUUGCGGGUAUGGUGAAUUUGGACGAAAAGUCAAUGAUGCCAAUGUGGCAGCAGUUUCUAUGUUAUAUAGGAAUGGAUCUGGUUGUGGUGCAUGUUAUCAGGUUAGAUGCAAGAUACCCAAAAUUUGCAGCAAUGAUGGAGUGAAGGUAGUGGCCACAGAUUAUGGCGAUGGAGAUGGGACAGAAUUCAUCCUCAGCUCUCGUGCUUAUGCAAGAUUGGCUGUUCCAAACGCAGCCUUGGAGUUGUUUCCUUAUGAUGUAGUUGAUGUUGAAUAUCAAAGAAUUCCCUGUCGGUACCCAGGUUACAACCUCAAGAUCAAGGUUCACGAGCACAGCAAAUUCCCAGUGUACCUGGCUGUGGUUGUAUUGUACCAAGCUGGCGUAUAUGACAUCACUGCUGUGGAAGUGUGGCAGGCAGAUGACCUAGAAUGGAGGUGCAUGAGGAAGUCCUUCGGUACAGUAUGGGACCUACCCAGCCCACCAUCAGGUCCACUUACAUUCAAGGUCCAAGUGAGUGGCAGCGCAGGCACAAAAUGGGUGCAGAUGACUAAUGUUGUUCCCAGUAAAUGGAAGGCUGGGGUUGUGUAUGACACAGCCAUUCAGCUUUCUUAAACAAACCCUUACCCUGCAAACUCCCUAUCCUUAUAUAUAGAAUAAUUAUCAAUUCCUAGUUGCAUAUCAAGUAUUAAUUCCUAGUAGUUUUGAUUCACUGAAGUAGUUUUUGUUCUCUAGACUAGAGCUAGUAUUCUAUAACUUUCUCAAUAAAGGGUUGGUUUGCACUAAGUUGAAAGA
Diospyros lotus (date-plum) is the source of this 1005-nucleotide messenger RNA. Its product is annotated as expansin-like B1. Lineage: Eukaryota; Viridiplantae; Streptophyta; Magnoliopsida; Ericales; Ebenaceae. Gene Ontology annotation, cellular component: extracellular region. The coding region runs from base 73 to 825 and encodes 250 amino acids. The transcript has 4 exons. The record is from RefSeq and is a predicted model, not a curated record.